Molecule: messenger RNA, 1116 nt
Organism: Ambispora leptoticha
Lineage: Eukaryota; Fungi; Glomeromycota; Glomeromycetes; Archaeosporales; Ambisporaceae
Source: the annotation of a GenBank genome assembly
AUGGCAGCGGAAACUAAUAUCGGUAACAUGUCAAAAAAUUUCUGGUCAAACGAAUGGCUUAAAGCACAAACAAAGCUUGGCGAAAUACGCCAGUCUUUGGCGACUUUCCCGUCACCACCUCUGCGUAUUAUGCGUGUGAGCCAACUUGACGCCGAUUCAUUAGAUAAUGAGUUGUUUGGGCUGUUAAAAGAACAAUUAUUGACUGCUUUCGGUCUGUUCUCUGCAAAAACAUUUGAACCUGAAUUAUUAGCCUUGCUACAACUCGUGCUAUAUCGUUUUUCGAUAUAUGAAAGUGGUGCGACGUAUGGUGCACAAUUACAGAAUUUGAAAUAUCGUAAUGAGAAGCGGCAUGUGGUGCAAUCAACUUCUGCCGAUGACCCGUUAUCAAAAUUCCAAAGAAUUAGUUAUGGUGCUAUGACUAUCGGUGGUCAAUAUGUCUGGAUGCGUCUUAAUAGACUGAUGACAGCACAAGGAUGGGGUGAAUUUGCUGAGAACGAUAUUCGUAGGGUAUUUUGGAAAUUUAUGCAAAAAAUAGAAAAUAUUUAUCGAACACUUUCUUUGGCGAAUUUUUUAAUUUUCUUGUAUGAUGGCAAAUAUCGAUCAUUAAUUGAUCGUAUUUUAUUUAUGCGUCUUGUAUAUGCUCGUCGUACAACGAAUCGACAAGUCAGCUUCGAAUUUUUAAAUCGACAAUUGGUUUGGCAUGCAUUCACAGAAUUCCUAUUAUUCUUGAUGCCACUUAUAAAUCUUCGUAAACUGAAAAAUAUCAUGAAACGCAUGCUUUUACCGACCUCAUACACAAAAUCCAAUACGCUUAAUUUCCUCCCUGCACAAAUAUGCGCCAUUUGUUAUGAAAAUCAAACCUCAUCGUCAUCUUCAUCUUCUCAUUCGAGUGCAAAUGCCUCGAAAUUAAAUAAUCCAUACGAGACUAAUUGUGGACACAAGUAUUGUUAUUAUUGUAUAAAAAGUAAAUUGAUACUUGAAGAUGGGACGUGGCAGUGUUUGAGGUGCGGAGAGGAAGUAAAGAGUAUACAGCGAGCGAUUGAAAUUGGGAAUUAUGAUGACGGAUUUAAUGCGAAUCAUGUUGAUGAUAAUGCUGAAGGGUCAGAGAAUAAAUGA